AUGGAUGCUUUACAAUCAUCUACAAAUCACUCCUUGCAGGCUGAGCUGCGAGAACGUACUGAGCACUAUAACCAGCUCUGGCUUGGUUGCCAAAGACAGCUUCAGCAUGAGCUUGGCAAUGUAAAACAAGGAGGUGGAACGGUGCCUCCCAGAUUAUCAACAAACAACCAAAUCAAGCCUCGGGGCCUUUCACCUCAAGUUUCACAAUCAGUGUUACUCCCUCCAGCAAAGGGUGUGAGAUUAAAGAAGGCUGUACCAGCUAGUUCAGAGAUGCCUAAGCAGAAUCAUGUGCAUCUAUCUCAAGGUGUGUAUAGCUUGGAGGUUAAUGGUCAGGUUUCACCUGGUGAACCAAAUGGUAUUGGAUCCAUUACUCUAGUCUCAUCUGGUAAAACUGAGAGGAACUUGGAGAGUGCUCUUCUAGAUGAAAGGUCGCUUUUGGCUUGCAUCGUUCGCACUAUACCAGCUGGUGGAAGAAUCAGAAUCAGUUCAACGCUUCCCAAUCGUUUGGGCAAAAUGCUAGCUCCUCUACACUGGCAUGAUUACAGGAAGAAGUACGGGAAGCUGGAAGAUUUUGUUGCUAGCCAUCUCGAGUUAUUCAUGAUAGAGGACGACUACAUUCAAGUGAGGGAAGGUGCGCAGAAAAUGGUAGCAGGUUCAGCUUCAGCAGCAGCAGGCAAAGUCGCAGUUUCAUCAUCUCCAAGCUCCAUGUAUGUGGCUAUGACUCCUAUGGCUCAAUCUCAGGGGUUAAAGAAGAAUGUCCAAAGAGGAAGACAGAGCUCUGAUUACAUGGCGCCGCAACAGAGGAAGCUCUGAAGUGAAUGCAGCAUGUAAGAGCAAGGCGUGACAUUCUCCUGAUUAUAUACAACAA
Messenger RNA from Brassica napus (rape), 868 nucleotides. RefSeq lists its product as uncharacterized. Bases 1 to 813 code for a protein of 270 amino acids. The record is from RefSeq and is a predicted model, not a curated record. NCBI's taxonomy places the organism in Eukaryota, Viridiplantae, Streptophyta, Magnoliopsida, Brassicales, Brassicaceae. The transcript has 6 exons.